Molecule: messenger RNA, 3582 nt
Organism: Pundamilia nyererei
Lineage: Eukaryota; Metazoa; Chordata; Actinopteri; Cichliformes; Cichlidae
Gene: deaf1
Product: DEAF1 transcription factor
Exons: 15
Coding region: 288-2480 (730 amino acids)
Biological process (GO): regulation of transcription by RNA polymerase II
Cellular component (GO): nucleus
Molecular function (GO): DNA-binding transcription factor activity, RNA polymerase II-specific; DNA binding
Source: RefSeq, a predicted model, not a curated record
UUCAUUAGACAACUUCACAAUAUUUUAAGUAGUUUUUUUGUUACCAUAAAAUAGUCACCAGCACACAAACACAGCAGGUAAACACUACGAACAACAGUACACCAAAUACAAUUACAUCAAGAACAAAAAAUUUACAUUUUAAAAAGAAUUUCUGAGAAAAACAAGAAAAUGAACACAUCUAAUAUAAACAUUUGUAUGGGGUGCCUGUAGUGCUGUGUUGCUUUGUCCUUUCGGGUUAGUUCGUGUUCUUUCGGCAAUUUCCGGUGUUAUCUCCUUCUUCAGACUUGAUGAAAAUACAAAGAACGGGAAGCCCUCCUCUCUCCGUAUUAGCUGAGUCGAGUCCUUUGUGGUUACCUGAAUUUUUUGAGAACAUUUUAAAGAUUACCCGUAAACAGUUCCGUUUGCGGAGAUUUCUGUCUGCUCCGUACAGGGCUCGGGUGAGGUCGAACCCACUCUGCCCGACGUCCUUUCUCGGUGACUUUCGGCUCUUGUCGUUCGAGGGAGGAAUGGACGAAGCGGACUCGGCAACGAAAGCGCUCGGGCUGGAUGAACCGCCCAUCGGCGAGCCGUCGGUGGAGGGAGUGGGCUCGGAUACCGAGUCGGAGGCCGAAGUUACCACGAUGGCUGUGAUGGCGGAACCGGGAAACAUCGGCUUAGGAGCCGAGUCCCUACCGAACCCAGACGAGGCCGAGGCUGCCUUUGCAGAUGUGACGGCAGUUACAGUGGGUGGCGUUCAUGCGACAGAGGACAAUGUUUUCACCACAACAGUCGCCACAUCUGGGAGUCUCCCUGAACACGUGCUGAGCGGCAGGACCACUCUCCAGCUGGGUGAAGGUCUCAGUACCCAGAAGGCUACUCUGAUUGUGGUUCACACUGACGGCAGCAUCGUGGAAGCAGCUGGCCUCAAGUCCGCUGCCACCAUCACAUCAGGGGGCAAAGGUCGCUGCAUCAAACACAACCAGCAGUGGUACACUCCCACUGAGUUUGAAGGUCUCGCAGGGCGAGCAAGCAGCAAAGACUGGAAGAGGAGCAUCAGAUAUGCUGGCAGACCUCUGCUCUGCCUCAUACAGGAGCGUAUCUUGAACCCCCAUGCUGCCUCCUGUACCUGUGCAGCCUGCUGUGAUGACCUGAUAGCGUGUCCAAAGGAGGGAGACUCUUUGGGAGAAGAAAAUAUCAGCAUGACCGGGCCCGUACGCCUCUUUGUCCCGUACAAAAGACGAAAGAAGGACACUGAGCCUGUGAUCAUUCCUGCCAAGAAGGAACUUCCUGCUACCAAGAACAUUACGUUGACUCCGGGAACCACAUUCACAGUGUCCCCAUCUGGGCAGUUCACUACUUCUGGGACCUUGACCUUUGACCGCACGCCAACAGGCGACGCCGCUGCUGCCAUCAUCUCAGAGGGCUCGGCACAGAGCGAGGUGUUUGCCAGCACCGCAGUGCUAACGGCAUUGCCAGCGUUAGCUGUUGCUCAUCAGCCAGUUCAGGCCAAAGUCGCAGUGGCAGCUGCAGCGGCAUCUCCAUCGGCAGGGCUUGUGGCUGGGCUUGAUGUGGGGCCUAUUGGGGGAGCAGAGCCAAUAGUGAGCGAGGGGCAGAAGAACACUUGGAUAUACCUGGAGGAGAUGGCCAACACACUGCUGAACAAUGUCCAGCAGCUCAAGGCUCUGAUCGAACAGGCCAAAAACUCUGCAGGGGACCUUGUAGGGGUCAGAAGUAAUGGCGGCAGGAAGGAGUGUGGUCUUACCCAGCCGUUUCAGAACCAGAUCUCAUUUCAGCAGCCAGAUGACUCUGAAGCUAAGAGGGGCACUGAAAUCACUGAGAUCAUCAUCAAUCAGAUGUGCGUAAACUGUGGCCGGGUGGCGAUGAGUGAGUGCACAGGCUGUCACAAAGUCAACUACUGCUCCACAUUUUGCCAGAGGAAGAGGCUGAGGAGGCGAGUGUUGGCGGAGCGUCAGGCGGGAGCUCCUGGCAACUCCGGGGGCCCCCAAAGGCCAGGCGUGUCCCGCGGAAAAUCUCACCGUAGUGAGGAGAGAGCCCUGGCUUCCCCCGUAGCUCCUCCUCCAGUUGCGCGCAUGCGGCGCUCUGCCGCUCCUCGAGGUCGAAAUCCGUUACCUCCACAGCCUCCUCGUGUCGCUCAGAGGAGGGCGAGACAUGCCGUAGCGAUGAGCGACGGCGACGUGAACGCCGCUUCCUGUGGUCUUACCCAGCCGUUUCAGAACCAGAUCUCAUUUCAGCAGCCAGAUGACUCUGAAGCUAAGAGGGGCACUGAAAUCACUGAGAUCAUCAUCAAUCAGAUGUGCGUAAACUGUGGCCGGGUGGCGAUGAGUGAGUGCACAGGCUGUCACAAAGUCAACUACUGCUCCACAUUUUGCCAGAGGAAGGACUGGAAGGACCAUCAACACACCUGCACUCAGUCAGCAGGGGGCAUGGCUGUCCAGCAGGAAGAGCCAAUCACAGCCAUUGACAUGGACAAAGUGAAGUGAAGGUGUAGCAGUUUAGGAAAAAGCGUGUGCAUCGUUUCAGUGAGGUUAACAGCUGCUGCAGACUGAAUGGCCUAAACUGGGAGAACACACCUGCUUGAAAAUAGCAGUAUUUAGAGAGUUUAGUGUGAAGGUUUUUUCUCAGGCUGACAUGUAAAAAAAGGUCACUGAUGGAGUGAGAGCUGAAGUUAGACUAGACUGACUUAGCAUUUAUGAAAAGUAUUAAGGAGUCUUAUUGCAGCAGUAUCCAAUGAAGUGGUGGUUCUAACUAAUAUUUUCAUCAUAAAUUGAUCUUGUCCCUAAUUCUAUCAUAUUUUAGCGACUUUAUUACAUUGUGUCAUCAGUUGUCAUAUGGUCUAUAUCUUCCAUCAGCCACUGUUACCUCUCCGCUGUUGCCAUUUUACCUCGUUUACCUCAUUAUUCUCUAAAAACAGUCCUGAUUAAAGAGGACAUCUUCUUUUUUGUUAUGUAUGCAUGAGCACAGUGGCCAGAUUUUGGGUUCAGUGUAUGUACAAGUAAUCCCUGUGAGUCAAAAGUUCAGACUUCAAAGUGCUAAUAUGGUCAUCUCAGGAAAUCAGCUUUGGCUGCUGCAACCUGCUAUUGAAUCCUUCUGUUUGAAAGGGAGAGCCAAUCAGAAGAAAGUUGGUCAAUCUUUUGACGUCUACAUUUUGAUGAUGAAAAGCAAGACAAUUAUUUUUAGAGUUAAAUAACAAUGUGUUUUGGGGAAAAUUUUUCAGUUUCAGUCCCCUCAUGCCAAAACUUUGCAGAACAUUUUUCAGCAGACAGAAAUGACAUAUUUUGAUAUUAAAGAAUCAAGGUUGGUUAUCACUGAUGAGGAUUUAGAGAAUUUAAAGUUGAGGAUCUAUCUUUAAUUCAGGAUGAUGAAGUGACUUGAACAUGAAACAAGCAAAACUGCUGUCCUGAAUGUUUUGAUUUUUUUCUGGCAAAAACUAUGUAUUAUUAUUUUCUUACAUUUGUAUAUGUGUGUUAUUCUGUUGCUACAGAGCCCUUGAAGUCCAGAAAGAAUGUACAGGUAUUAUAAGCAAUUGUAAAUAUAAAGGUAAAGAUCGUUUUUCUUUGUGUUUCACUGAUUAAUAAAAAGAGU